Lactuca virosa is the source of this 668-nucleotide messenger RNA. NCBI's taxonomy places the organism in Eukaryota, Viridiplantae, Streptophyta, Magnoliopsida, Asterales, Asteraceae. The record is from the annotation of a GenBank genome assembly.
UCUCCAAAAGGGAGCUUUUAUUUUUAUAGGUUUCUCGCUCUCUCUCGAUCUUUAUCUUUCCUUCUUUUCCAUAGUCAAGCCAUCCACUGAAAAAACACCCACAAUCGCACCUUCAAAAGCCUAAACACCUUCUCCCAAAUAAACCCUAACCAUGAAUAAUCCAACCACAAAUGUCAUCUCCAACUAUGCCUCUCACCCCCACCACCACAGAAACCCUAAUGUACCCGUCACCACCGUUUGUCGCCAUCCCUCACCCUCUCCUUCUGUGUUUAUUACUAAAUAAUCAUCACCACCACCACCACCACAUGUUUGAAAAAUGGUUUUCAGAUCUAGAUGAAGAUGAACCUAAAGGGAAUGAAAAAGGAUUUGAAUAAGGGAUAUCAAAUUGCAUCAGGUAGCAGAUCUCCGUUAGGAGAUGACAAUGAGAUUAUUUUGGGCGCUGAUCAUCACGAAAUUAAAUUGUUACAACAACUUAAAAGCAUCUGAUAUGUUUGUGGCUAUGGGAAAGAGUUACAGAAUGAUGGAAUGGAUGGUUAGGAUUAUCAACGAAUAGCUUAGUUUCUUCUAAAUUGUCAUUGGUGCACAUAAGAAAAGAGGCAUUCAUGCUACAGGAUCUCUGGUGGUGAUAACAUUAAAAAGAGAAAGAUUUGCGGGUAUCCUAAAGAGUU